Molecule: messenger RNA, 816 nt
Organism: Cladocopium goreaui
Lineage: Eukaryota; Dinophyceae; Suessiales; Symbiodiniaceae
Source: the annotation of a GenBank genome assembly
GCCGCUGCCAAGCAAGCAAGGCGCGCACUCAGAGAAGGUACACCAAAACUAAUCUGACCCACAAGUGUUGUGCAAAGAACCCUCCUGAGCGAGCGAGAGCCGGGGGAUGGGCACGGAAAAGUGAAACAGGCGAACUGGCUGUCACUGCCAACGAGCAAGACAUCAGAUGCACUGACACACGAGAAUAAGUUCUGUCGCCUACUUGUUUGCCAAAGCCACACCUCCCUAUAUGACUGAUGUCUGGCAGUUCAGUUGCGUGCGGUGUCUUUGUUGUUCUUACCCCCACAAAGUGCAAUCAUUGCGCCUUGCGUGCAUUCCUCCAAGUAGAUGGUAGGAAAAACCAACAAGGAUUUGAGGAGCAGGAUCAGGAAGCACAUGUCCUUGAAGCGCCUCCUCUACCUGUGUCACCUCAGAUAUUCAGACAGGAGUCUUCAGCAGAAGCAGGCUGCAAGGUUACAAAGAAGACAAAAGGGACAGCCAAAGCAGUGGCGAGGAUUGUGGAUGAGAAGAAGCGCUUCAAAAUCAAGUGGCGUGGUUAUCAGGCGCAAAUUGUCAAGAGCGUCCCGCGUGCGAAGGAAAUAGCGACGAAGUGCUUCCAACUUGCGCGGCAAGGACGGCGGAAGAAGGCUGUGGAAAAAUUGAAGGAAAGGCUGAAGGCGAGCUAGUGAACUCUGAAGGCGGUUGUAGAAGGCAACCAUUGCAAAUGCAAUGUGCCCAAAGGGCACUCUUGGCUGAGCGAAGCCUAUGUGCUUUUGCAGUGGCUUUACAGACCUGAAAGGGUUCUGUUGUGCGCAACGGCCAAAGGCUGGCAAAUAA